Molecule: messenger RNA, 1488 nt
Organism: Spodoptera exigua (beet armyworm)
Lineage: Eukaryota; Metazoa; Arthropoda; Insecta; Lepidoptera; Noctuidae
Source: the annotation of a GenBank genome assembly
AUGGGAUACGCAUUUAAACCAUUCGGUAGCCUACAACAGAUGCAAAACAAGCUGGUUUGCAUCGAACACAAUGAGUGUGGUGCGUGCUUGUCUGCAGCAGCGCACUGCCGAUGGUGUGCCGACAUCAACUAUAAUUCUGGAGCACCAAGAUGCAAUGAUGACGAGAGUCUGGUGAACACCGGCUGCAGUCAGGGUUUAAUACAGCGGCCUGAGAAGUCAGUAUGGGAGGUUGUAGAGAACAGUUCGCUGCAGGACAUGACACCCAACAGCAAAGAAAAUGUAGUACAAAUACAACCACAGAAGAUUCAUUUGUCUUUGAAACCACGGGAGACGAAAAAGAUUCAGUUUUCUUAUAGACCUGCCAAAAAUUACCCUCUAGAUUUAUAUUAUUUGAUGGAUCUCACUUGGUCUAUGAAGGAUGACAAGGAAACGCUGGUGUCUCUAAGGGAUGAUCUACCGGCCUUAUUGAAGAAUCUUACUGAUAAUUUUAGGUUAGGUUUCGGUAGUUUUGCUGAGAAGCCUCUUAUGCCGUUCAUAAGUACGGACGCAAGGAGACGAGCAAAUCCCUGCUCCAUGGAAGAAGAAGCUUGCGAAGCUACUUACAGCUAUAAACAUCACCUGUCUUUAACUAAUCAGGUAAACGAGUUUAUAGAACACGUAAACAGUAGUUCAGUUACUGCAAAUUUGGAUAACGCUGAAGCCCAACUGGAUGCACUAGUCCAAGUGAUAGCGUGUGGGGAUAAGAUCGGAUGGGCUGAACAUAGCAGAAAAAUUAUCAUACUGCUUUCCGAUGGACUCAUGCACACAGCUGGAGAUGGGAAACUUGAUUCAUCUGAUAAUGAAGACAAAUCCGUUAAAGGUGGCGCGACUAAGAAGAAUGAUGAUCAAUGUCAUUUGGACGACAAAGGGUACUAUUCUGAUGCGGCUACAUAUGACUAUCCCUCUAUAGCGCAGUUGUAUAGACUUUUGGAGAAGUACAAGGUUAACGUAAUUUUCGCUGUGACGGAAAGCGUUAAGGAUCACUACGAUAGCUUAAAUCAACUGCUAGAAGACUUUACUUACGUAGCUAAGCUAGAAAGUGACAGUUCAAAUAUUCUGAAACUAGUUAAAACUGGUUACGAAGACAUUGUAAGUGUAGUGGACUUCCACGAUGAUUCCAAUCUGGGCCCAGUGAAAAUUAGGUACUUUACGGAUUGCGGUGUGGAAGGAGGUCCUUUGAAAGAGGAAACAAGAUGCACUGGAGUGGAAUUUGGAAUGACGCUACGUUAUGAGGCUCACGUCACUUUGGAGUCUUGUCCUGAAUAUAAAUCUUCUACGCAAAGAAUUCGCAUCUCAGAAUCCCAGCUAGGACAGGAUGCUCUGACCUUGGAGGUGGACAUUCAGUGCGGAUGUGCAUGCAGUGAAGCUGUACAAGAGAACAUGUCGCCAAUGUGUCCAGUUAAUGCUCACUUCGUUUGUGGAGUAUGCCAAUGCAACAAAGGAUGGUAA